GUGAAGACAUUUUCCUCUUUCUCAUCAAGCCGUUGAGUUUUUCCCUCUGGAUACUCGACGCGUUGGACAGAGCUUCGGCACAAAUUGGCGUAGAAAAGUUUCAAGGAAAGCUUGCAUAGAGAUUGAGGAAAAGUGGAUAUAGACAGCAAAAACCUUCAUUUUUACUUGUGACCCACAGGGUGUCGCAAAAUUUUCACCCGAAUGAUACGAGCAAGUGAAAGAUUUGUACUUUUGGACCAGCAGUGCUCGUGAAAAAUAUCUCCCCGCUGAGGAGCAGAUUUUAGAACCGAAAAGUUUCUAACGGGACUAGAAUCAGGAACGAGGACACACACGCUUUUCCACAUAGCAUCCGUUCACCACCAACAGUCAACCAGGUGACCCCCCUGGAAUCGACUUCCUUUCAUCUCGCAUCAGUUGACGAAUGCUGGUAUCGGUGAGGAAGUGACAAAUUUAAAAUUGGUGGAUUGACCGCUGCAAACAAGACCAAACAUUUCGCGAGUUCGGUAAUACCACACCACGGGAACUCUCUUCUCGCCUAGUACUUAGUUUUGGGAAGGAAUAGCCAGUGUGAAAAGGAUCAACCAUGGCCGAUAAAAAAGUAGCGGAACAAUAUUAUGCCCCACCCGAAAAACUGGGUAAAUGGGAAGGAUUACGAAAGUUUCUCUGGAACAGCGAAACUAGCCAAUGCCUUGGCCGAACCGGUUCGAGUUGGGCCAAAAUUCUUUUCUUCUAUCUUAUUUUCUACGCAUUACUAGUUGGAUUCUUCUCAGCGAUGCUUGCAGUGUUCUGGCAAACGUUAGAUAUGAAAAUGCCUAAAUAUCAACUCGGUGAAUCGUUGAUAGGAUCUAAUCCGGGUCUCGGUUUCCGGCCUAUGCCAACGGAUGCCGAGAGUACGCUGAUCUGGUACAAGGCUUCAGACACUGGCAACGUCGAAGCUUGGACCAAACCAAUUGAUGAGUUCUUAGACUUGUACCUACAAGAAGAGGAUAAUCGCGUUGACUGCUCGUUCGAUAGUCCACCACCGGAGGGCAAAGUUUGCAAAGUUCCUAUGAAUGAAUGGGGUCCCUGCACAAAAGCGAACCGAUAUAACUUCAAAAAGAAGAGCCCCUGCAUAUUCUUGAAGUUAAACAAGAUUUUCAACUGGGUCCCAGAUUUGUACAACACCACUGAAGGUCUGCCCGAGAACAUGCCGGAUGAUCUCCGGGAGCAUAUCGGUUCUGAGCUCGGUCGAGGAGACAAGAACGCUAACAUCGUUUGGGUUUCGUGCGGCGGAGAGAACCCAGCUGACAAUGAACACAUCGGUCCCAUCAACUACAUCCCACGUCGAGGAUUCCCGGGAUACUUUUUCCCAUUCAAGAACAUCGAAGGCUACCUGCCACCAAUCGUCGCAGUGCACUUCGAAAGUCCCAAAAAUGGCGUUUUAAUCAACAUUGAGUGCAAAGCAUGGGCACGCAACAUCAUGCAUGAUCGAGCAGACCGAAGAGGGUCCGUCCAUUUCGAGCUGAUGGUUGACUAAGAAACGCGGCCAUCGUCCCUAGUAGCAGCUGGCAAGAGUAAGGCAGGUCGAAAAAGAUGAGUGUAGGUGCAGAUAUGAUAACAACACAAACAACAACAACAGCAACAACAAAGUAAGAUCGAACAAGUGUGUAAGCGAGCCAACAACACAGCCACCACUAGAAAGCACGGGACAAUUAAUAACAGCUAAGCAUUGAUCCAACUAAUAUAAAAAGCAAAAGCAAAAAAAAAAGAUGGAGUGGGCGACGAUAUAUGAAGCGCGGUCAAACGUCCGAAAGUGUGUAAUUCAAACUUAAAACAACAAAUUUAGGUGCGAUCUUUAAUCAAUUUCAAAUAUAAUUAACAAAUACAACAAAAAUAGAGGGUAAUGAUAGAGGUGGGAGGAGAAACAAGCGCGAAACAUCAUCUCGUAUAGGACGAAAUCAAUGAAAAAAAAAAACAAUACAUGUAUAGCUAUAAUAUGUGUACUCAUGUUGAAAUCGCGAACAUAAAAAAAACUCUAUAUAGUUAUAACAUACGAAGAAAGAGUUAGCCCAACCGGAACGCGAAAUUUAGCAGCCAUGUGAAAGGCAUGAGUCGGUGUUUUUAGUAAUGUGAUUGGAGCGAAGCGACUGAAGAAAUGCAAGUGGAAUAUACACACACUUACACAGAGGCGAUAGGGAAGCCUCUGGAAUUCUUCUGAAAAAAAGGCUAGAAGUUGUACAUUUCGGGAGUCAUUAUUUAUGCAGUAAUUUGAAAACGCCGAAUCAGUUUGUUUUCGAGUUUCGAGGAGCUGUGUACAAAGAAAGACCUGAGGAAAAUAGUGUGCAAAUCGAUUAGAACACAAAUGCAACCGAAGAUGGCUUAUUUUUUGUAUGAGUCCCAAAAACUUAAACAUUGUGAAGCUUUUACAUAGGGAAAUAAUGAGCAACAGCAAAACAUACACAGAUAGUAUACAUUUGUGAUUUUAAAAAAAUUGCGAAUAAACCUUGUUUGGUUCACUUGGUUUUAAAGUUUGAUACGUUGGAAUCAAUUAGACAGUAGCUACUAAAGUCACAAGUGUAUCCGUGAAGUAUAUCAGUAAAACUGAGACAGCAGCAGCAACAGCAGCAAACAAAACAAAAAAAACAGUUAGAAAAAUACAGAAGAGUAGUUGCUAAACAAAGAAAUUAGUGCGAUCAUGCAGUUAAACCAUCUGAACGAGAAACAAAUUUAAGGGCCUCUUUCUAUUCUUACACUCACUGCCCAACAAAAGAAAAAAAUAAAAUAAAUCAUGAAAAUGCCCAAGUAAAGUCAUGUUUAUAAACGCAUAUAAACACAGGAGCAAAAGCAGUUAAGUAAAUUUAAAAAAAUAAAUAAUUCGGUGUAUUUACACAAUGAGAAACGAACCAUGCAAAACAAAAAAGUUAAAUUGAUAAAAGAAUUAGGGAUUUCGAGAUUCAAUGAGUAAUGCAUUAUAAAAUAAAAUUCACUCAAACUGCGGCGGUUGUGUCCAACAGCCAUGCACAGUUCAAAUUGAACUGAGCAAAUGUUGGAUCCACCCCUGCAGCAAUGAGCGCGAAUAUAAUUGUUUCUAAAUCAGUCCCAUUGGCACAUAACGCUCUGAAUUUAAGCGCCAUCAUAUGGUGUCCGGAGGAGCUAAUUCGACAGUAAACAUCAGUGUUGGAAGCGAAACUAUUUUUUUUUUUUGAGAUAAGAGGAAAAAAGUUGUUGAAAUUAUUAUUAACAAAACUAUUAUUGGAGAAUCUUGAUAGAAAACGAAUGAUAAAACCAGAUACAAAAAAAAUUGAGCCUCGUAUAAAUAACAAAAACAUCUCUUGCGUAAAACAGAUAAGAUAAAUAGAUAAAAACGGCAUUGCAAUUGAAUGUUACUGAUUGUGCGCCAAAUGCAUUUUUAACGCGCUUUUUUUUUGUUUCUCCCUUACCGGUAUAACAUUGAUUCCGCGAUGGAUGUAGAUUACACGAUGAUUUCGUUUUGUGUAGAACUAGUUUUCGCUUCUAGUGUAUGUGUCGGUUUGUUUGUUAUUUAUUUUCUAGUGUUAAAUAAUUUAUUUGAAUCCAAAGUAUUCCAAUUUAUUAUAGUUUAUCCAGAGUUUUCUUUAAUUUCCUUGCGCACUGUGUUCAUAUAUUGAGAACAAAAAAAGAAGUUAUUGAAGUUUAUAACACUGUUUAAGUGAAGCGUAGAUUAACUGUAAUAAACGAUUAACUAAACAAUAAUAGAACACACAUUAUAGAAAGGAACAAAAAGAAUGGAAUAUCACGCCGUAACAUUCAUACUUUUUGAACAUAUGCGCCUGUAGUUUUAUACACAUUUAGUCAAUAUUUUGAAGGUAAACGAAGUGAAUUAUUAAUGAAAAUAGAAGUUUAUUUUAGUUGUAUUUAGUCGUUUGAAUUAUAUUGUAAGAUGCUAAUUGAGAUAAAGAUAAAAAUACUACAUUUAUUACAGGAGGUAUGUGGAAUCGAUUGUAAUGAAAUAAUAGAUUUCGAUCGACUGUGAAUAAAUAUUAGAAUUUCCCGUUAUUUCGAGAAUUGCCGCUGAACUUAAACGAGUUAAAAUAGCUAAAGAUUUUUUUUUUCGUUACAGACUGGAAUGCUUACACAUAGACAGCGCGAGUAAAACAGUAAAACUGAUUGUUAGAUUCAGAAAACCGCAAGCAUACAGUUAAUAAGCUCUCGUAUGAAUUAAGCAACCGCUUCAACCUAUCGAAAACAAUAAAAAGAAUCAGAUAGAGUCAUCUAGAUUCACUUAUGAAACCCCAGGACAAAGUCGCUUUCUGGUAAAUCACAAGAUACAUUAAAUAAGACGUUGAAGAGGUUCUUAAAGCAAAAAAAAGUUUCAUUCACUUGUAAUAAGAAAUAAACUAAAGAACACCCACCACAUACACACGAGUACAGCUAAACGUAAAAAAAAUAAUGGAAAAUAUAAACGAAGUAAUGAAAGUAAACAAAAACAAGUAAUGUAAAGCUAUUAUCUUUUUAAUGAAUAAUUAUUGAAAUAAAAACUGAGAAAUCUGUAGAGACGAA
Molecule: messenger RNA, 4518 nt
Organism: Toxorhynchites rutilus septentrionalis
Lineage: Eukaryota; Metazoa; Arthropoda; Insecta; Diptera; Culicidae
Gene: nrv3
Product: sodium/potassium-transporting ATPase subunit beta-2
Exons: 8
Coding region: 584-1516 (310 amino acids)
Biological process (GO): intracellular sodium ion homeostasis; sodium ion export across plasma membrane; potassium ion import across plasma membrane
Cellular component (GO): sodium:potassium-exchanging ATPase complex
Molecular function (GO): ATPase activator activity
Source: RefSeq, a predicted model, not a curated record